Penicillium verrucosum is the source of this 264-nucleotide messenger RNA. RefSeq lists its product as uncharacterized. The record is from RefSeq and is a predicted model, not a curated record. The transcript is spliced from 4 exons. NCBI's taxonomy places the organism in Eukaryota, Fungi, Ascomycota, Eurotiomycetes, Eurotiales, Aspergillaceae. The annotation marks the transcript as partial.
CUUUCCGUUAAGAAAGGUGAUUCGCGAGCGCCUCCGGGGUUUCGUGCUAUAAUAAGGAAUAGGAAUAUCGCGAGGUCCUCCUUAGGUUUAAGCCACUUUCUAGAACUCAUUCUAGCGUUCGAGGCCUUACGGUUUUCAUUAAUAGAAGUCCUUAACAAUUUAACGUUUCUUAUGCUCCGCUGGGCUAAAAGGCUUUCUACUACCUUUAACAAGUACUAUUCGCUCUAUUACCAACCUCAUUUUGUAUUAAAUGCGGAGGGGUAG